This is a messenger RNA of Fusarium graminearum PH-1, 825 nucleotides long. RefSeq lists its product as uncharacterized. The record is from RefSeq and is a predicted model, not a curated record. Lineage: Eukaryota; Fungi; Ascomycota; Sordariomycetes; Hypocreales; Nectriaceae. The transcript has a single exon. The coding region runs from base 736 to 825 and encodes 29 amino acids.
UUCCAUUGAUGAUCAUGAUGAUUACAAUCAUCCAAAUAAUUAAAGCCAGCAAGCAAAGCAAAUCUGCCCUUGCACAGUAACUUCCAACUCAGACAAUGACUUUCCAGGGUUUAUCGCCUCAUAUCAACUCCUAAGAAUGUCGACCCGCAGGAAAACCUGAGAAAAGUCAUUAACCUGCUGUGCCCGUGCGGUGCAUACUCUGAUAUGGCAGGCAACGCUAGAUAUGUGGCUUUGUUCCCGUUGGCUGUUCGGUUGAAUCUUCCCGCUGUCCAACUUCUGUACCAAGAGCCUCCAGUCUGCGCCUCCAUUCCAUAUUCUGGCGUGUGAAUCCGACGUCCGCCUCCCUCGACGCGUUGCACUCUCAACUCUCCACACUCAGCCAAGACUACGGCUUUGUGUGGGAUGUGGAUGGCAAGGAUGAUUUCUUUCCAUCUUUUGCUCCUGGCCAGUCAUGAUAACUGGCCAAGCCUGUUCCCACAUCCCGCAUCCAUGUGCCAAGGUAGCCAAGCAGCCAAGACAGCUUACAGUGAGUUCGCGAUUUACAAAGUGAUCGUAAAAGGACGAUCAAGGUUUUCUUUCCGGAAGCUAAACACCUUUGACUUCGGGAUUGAGCCAUUGAGCCGGCAUGAUGGAUGAGCUAGAGGCAAACUUGAACACGUAUUCGUGCAUCUGAUCCGUUGCAAAACCCAUCUUUUUUUCUUGACUUCUUUGUCUCUCACAACCUUUACGUUGGAGAUGCAUCGAGGCCCGCUGCAGGCCGGCAAGGGCGCUCUUGGUCCGAUUCGUGGCGCAACCGUCUUCGCGCCGUUGGAAGAGCCAGUCUAG